GCUGACAGGAAUUUUGUUGUUCAACGUAUGCACUAUUCUCAAUAACAUUAAUCAAUAAAUUUAAUUGGUGUUAUGCUAUUUAUUCAUUAAAAAUGAGUGCGGUUGACGAGGAGCUCGAUUCAAAAAAGGAUCACAUCAAUAAAAUUGUUCUCUCGGAUGAGGUACAGCAGGCAAUUGAACAGGUAUUGCAAAGUUCCGACCCUUUGGAUCAUCCUGAUUUCGAUGCAACGGAAUACGUGAACCAGCUGUUCCCCAAUGAACAGUCACUAUCCAAUAUAGACGAUGUUAUCACGAAGAUGGAAUACGAUAUCAGUUUGAUAGACGAUAAUAUUCGGAGUGUAGUCCGAGGGCAAGUGAACACCGGAGAAAAUGGUCGAACUGCACUGAAGGAGGCUCAACAGUCGAUUACACAACUGUUCGCACUGAUAACGGACAUUAAAUCCAGGGCGGAGAAAACCGAGGAUAUGGUAAAAGAGAUUACUCGGGACAUCAAACAAUUGGAUUCGGCUAAGAACAAUUUAACCUAUGCUAUUACGACACUGAAUCACCUACACAUGCUGGUUGGGGGAGUAGAGAAUCUAAAACGAUUAGCCGAACGUCGACAAUAUGGAGAAAUUUUGAAUCCUCUGCAGGCUAUUAUCGAAGUCAAUCAGCACUUUCGACAGUAUUCGGAAAUAGCCCAGAUACAGACCUUAUCGUCGCAGGUACAACAAAUACAGACUGAGCUUGCGACUCAGAUAACGGAAGAUUUCAAAAACUUCUUCGCACCUACCGCUGGUGGUGGUCAGGUUGGAAACCGAAUGACGAUAACCCAGCUGAAGGAUGCAUGUCAGGUAGCUUCGGUGCUGGAUAAACCAGUUAAAAAGAAUGUUUUGCAGUGGUAUAUCAACUUGCAACUGCAAGAGUAUGUUCAAUUGUUCCACGAGAAUCAGGACGUUGCCUGGUUAGACAAGAUCGACAAACGAUAUGCUUGGCUCAAACGGCAUUUGUUGGACUUUGAAGAAAAAUAUGGAAGUAUAUUUCCACUGGAUUGGAAUGUUUCGGAACGGAUAACCGUUCAGUUUUGUACGAUAACUCGCGACGAGUUGAUCAAAAUAAUGAACCGACGGAGAACGGAGAUCGAUGUCAAGUUACUUUUGUUUGCCAUUCAAAAAACAACGAACUUCGAACAACUGCUGGAUAAGCGAUUUAACGGGGCAACUAUCGAGGAAUCGAAGCAACUUGACCAGGUGAAAGAAAAGCCUUCCUUCAUAGAUCUGAUUGGCGUUUGUUUCAAGUCCUAUCUGGAUAUAUAUACGGACAGUAUUGAUCGCAGUUUAUCCGAAUUGAUAGACCAGUUUGCCCAGCAGAACCAGCAGCAGUUUGUACCGAAAGAUGGUAAUGCGGCCAUUUUUCCCAAUUGUGCCGAACUGUUUGUGUUCUACAAAAAAUGUAUGGUGCAAUGUACUCAGCUCAGCAACGAAAAACCGAUGUAUGAUUUAACUUUGAUUUUUAAAAGAUACUUACGCGAAUACUCCAGCAAAGUGUUGGAGGCACGCAUUCCUAAACUGCAGCAAACCAGCUCAACGACAUCCAUCAGCAACAGUAUGUCAUUGCUAACGAAGGAUUUGCAGAAUCUAUCUUCGGCGGCUGGUCAGGUGAUUCACAAUUUUCUCAAAGAAGGAGAAACUCCGAGAUAUAGCAUGGAUGAUAUUCGCAAAAUAUGCUACGUGUUGGCCACCGGCGAGUACUGUCUGGAAACGGUCCAGCAACUAGAGGAUAAACUGAAAGAAAAGAUAGGAAAGAGUUACGUUAGCAGAGUGGAUUUGUCUGACGAGAAGGACGUUUUUCAUCGAAUUAUUUCCAACUGCAUUCAGUUGCUAGUCCAGGAUCUAGACACCGGUUGCGAACAAUCGCUGAAUAUGAUGACCAAAAUCUCCUGGCACAACAUCAGCAACGUUGGUGAUCAAAGCGCCUUCGUGAACCAAAUAGUCACUAACCUCAAACAAUCGGUACCGAUAAUCCGAGACAAUCUGUCUUCCAGCAGAAAAUAUUAUACACAGUUCUGUCACAAGUUUGUCAAUUCAUUUAUUCCAAAGUAUAUCAACACGCUGUUCAAACUUCGGCCGACUACCGUAGGAUCAUCCUCUGGAUCGUCUUCGAUGGUGACCAGUGCAUCGAGUUCCAGCAUUUCUGAUGGAGCCAAUAGUGCCAGCGGUGGCAAUCCAGCUGGAAACAUUCUUGGAUGCGAGCAGUUGCUGUUGGACACGCACAGUUUGAAAACGGUCCUGAUGGAUCUACCUUCGAUUGGAUCGCAGGUUCAGCGAAAACCUCCGGCAACGUAUACCAAAGUUGUGGUCAAAGGAAUGGCUAAAGCGGAAAUGAUCAUCAAGGUGGUGAUGCAACCGAUCCAUCCAGUCGCACUGUUUAUCGAACAGUAUCUGAAGAUGUUACCCGAAAGUCCGGUAACGGAGUUCCACAAAAUCUUGGAGAUGAAAAGCGUAAAGAAAAUCGAGCAACAACAACUGGUAGAGCUUUAUAAGCGAUCGUGCCCCCAGACAGCACUGCAAAGCACCAACACGAUGGACGCGCUCAGUUCCAUCGGUUUAGGUGUUGGAGAUACUCCACUGUUUAGUCAAUCACAACAGGCGGCAGCGACAGCAGCGGCUGCUAUCAGUGGAGCCAGUUCUAGUAUUAUCGCUCUCGGUGAUUCGUUAAUGGACAAAGGAAGGAUAAAAAAAAUUGAAAAUUUGAUCAAAAAUAGAUUACCAAACUGAACCUUCAUCCGGCUUACAUUAGUGAAUGUGAUAAAUUGUACAUGGUCAUUUGGUAUUCCUUCUUGUUGUCGGAAUUUAUCGAUGCUUGUCUAGUUUUAUAUUGUGCAAAAUCUUAAUUUCUUCGCAGUGGAUAUGGGAAAUUUUUCCGUACAUUACACGCCGCACUGCAAGACGAAUAUUAUAACGUCAGGAGGACACUUCAAAUAAAAAUAUGAAACAAA
This is a messenger RNA of Malaya genurostris, 2977 nucleotides long. It is a transcript of the gene Vps53, whose product is annotated as vacuolar protein sorting-associated protein 53 homolog. Gene Ontology annotation, biological process: retrograde transport, endosome to Golgi. The record is from RefSeq and is a predicted model, not a curated record. Lineage: Eukaryota; Metazoa; Arthropoda; Insecta; Diptera; Culicidae. Gene Ontology annotation, cellular component: GARP complex. The transcript is spliced from 4 exons. Bases 93 to 2756 code for a protein of 887 amino acids.